AGUGCGGUUCGCCACGCGAAUAAAAGAGGGUGGCCUCUCGGAGCUGGUACUCAAAAAAACCUUCUCGUUCCCCGGUGGAUGCGCGACGAGCAGCACUUGCUUUAAACAUGGCGUGCGCUUCGACGACGAAAACGAUAUUGGCGCUGCUUGCAGUGGCGAAUUGCAUCCUGGCCAACGUGAUCGUGCAGAGGCCAACACUGGUGACGUACCACCACCAGCCUGGAUACGGGCAGCCUUAUCCUGGAGCACCGGGGCAGCCACCAGUCGUGGUGCACCAGUACCCACCGGGAGGUGUAGGGGGAGGCCCACCCGUGUACCAUCCCGGCCAACCUCAGCCACCUGUAGUUCUGGUUCCGGUGGGGCCUGGGUACCCUGGAGGGUAUCCUCCACAAGGCGUGCCCUUCGACCCGAACCCCGAUGGUCCAGGCGGCCAUCACGGUCCCCCUUUCAUUGAGGAGAUCACUCCGGUUCUCAAGAACGUCCCCAGCGUCGACGACGAAGAGAAGAAGAAGCGACCCCCUCACAAGGGGACCGACAAGUGCAACGGCGUCGACAACAAGAAGGGAAUCCCAGCGCCAGCUACUGGCGGGAAUCGAAAGUCAAGGAGGGCGCACGAGAAGGAAGGCGUGCGCACGCGCACUACAAAGAGGCCGAUCAGGGUGAACCCCAAGAACGAGAGGCUGGUCAGGGGAGGUUGACACACGGGACUACAAGGCCGCGCGCAGGCGACGUGGUUAAAGUGUGGCUGGAGCAGGUCUGGGUACUCUUCGAGUCACGUCAUCUGGUCACUUGUGUCGCGACUCUCUAGUUUGACCGGGAGCCAGCGUCAAUGUUAAAUACGUCGAGUGAUAAUCUAGCUAUGAUAGGCUGGGUUAUCAUUUCCGAACUCUUCAAUACCGAAAUUUCAAAGCUGUCGGCGUACAUUUAUCUUAACCGGUUAUCAUCGCAUACGUGGCUUGCAUUGACGUCAUUGCACGAUGCUGGUAAUGACUCCUACUCCUCCAUGCCGGGAAGGAGAAAUUAAAUGGUGCAAAUUGUAUGCCACAGAAGGUACAGUGGAAAGCCAUGCAUAAUUGUUGACGCCAUGUCCCUGUUAGGCUAGUGUCUCCGGAUCCGUCUUCGAAGUUCACCAGGUGACGCUCUUAACAAGGUGCUGCUAGGUGGGACCAUGGUGCAUGAUCUGAAAAACAACCUGCCACGUCGUCUGGUUGUGUUAAACGACCUCUCCGCUCUACCCACCCCAUCCGUCGAGUCAAACAAGAGCUGUGAUCUGUGGUACGUCUCAUCUUCGCUUUCUUGUAAAUAAAAGUUUCAUUUUUACACCUA
Ixodes scapularis (black-legged tick) is the source of this 1326-nucleotide messenger RNA. Its product is annotated as collagen alpha-1(VIII) chain-like. The record is from RefSeq and is a predicted model, not a curated record. Lineage: Eukaryota; Metazoa; Arthropoda; Arachnida; Ixodida; Ixodidae. Bases 108 to 698 code for a protein of 196 amino acids. The transcript has 3 exons.